Molecule: messenger RNA, 2231 nt
Organism: Myzus persicae (green peach aphid)
Lineage: Eukaryota; Metazoa; Arthropoda; Insecta; Hemiptera; Aphididae
Exons: 3
Coding region: 193-1809 (538 amino acids)
Source: RefSeq, a predicted model, not a curated record
GAACCAUCUCGAAUAUUGAGUAGAAUACCUACUGGUGGUGGUGUUUUGUAAAUAUGAAUUCAAAUACAAUUAACUAAAAAUUAGUUUCCAAAACAUACAGAUCUAAUUAACUAAUUUUUAUUUUGCAUUUAUUGAUGAUUUUUUUUUUGUGAUUUUUUGUGAUUUUAUGUGUAUUUGUAUUGUCAAAACAAAAUGGUGAAAACUAUUGCCAUACAUGUAACAACAAUUUCGCUAGAUCCACAACCUUCAACAUUACGCAGAAAUAUUGACAAUAUACAUAGAACACUUGGAACUUGUUCAGAGUGCAAUAAAAUAUUUCUGGACCUUAAGUCUCUUAACCAGCAUAUUCGAACUGAGCAUAAUCAAACUGACGAUUCAUUGAGGGAGUAUUGCAAGCUAUGUGAUGGUAAAUUUAGUAAUAAAGGCAAUUUAAUCAAACAUAUGCGCCAAGUUCAUCCGGCUGAAAACGAUUAUAAAAGCCUUGCAUCGUUGAAAUGCCCUUUAUGUGAGUCAACAUUUAAUGCUACAUCAAAGCUUCAUGAGCGCAUAAGAAUAGACCACGGUGUACACUUGGAGGUUAUGUCUAAAGUCUUUGAAUCUGUAGACGAAUUUAAAAAAUGGAAAAGUAAAACUGAAAAAAAAGAUCUAGCUUUUUUUACCAUUCAUAGAGUAAAUGGAAAUAGAUCGUACUAUGGAUGUCAUAGAUCAGGAUCAUCCCGAUUGACAGGCACGGGCAAAAGACUGAAAUGGUCACAUUCCAGUAAAAUUGGUUCAAGAUGUCCUGCUCGAAUAGUUGUAACAAAUAUUGAAGGCCGCAUUACAGUAGAUUAUUGCAAGACACAUGUGGGCCAUUCAAAGUCUAUUACAUUUUUACGUUUGACUAAAGAGGAAAGUGAUCAACUGGCUGGAAAAAUAAAAAUUGGAGUGACUUUUGAUCGAAUUCUAGAUGACAUCCGUGAAUCAGUAGUGUCAAAUGAGAAUAUUCACCGCCUGCAUAUUGUCGAUAAACGAGAUUUAUAUAAUAUUGUUAGAGACUAUGAAUUGGAUAGGGAUGUAGUACAUAAGAAUAAUGCAUUCAGCAUUGAGAUGUGGGUUCAAGAACAGCUGGCCCUCGGAGAGAACUCACCUGUUCUAUAUUUUAAAAUGCAAGGAUGCGAAAAAAAUGGUGACCUCAUGAAAAAUGAUUUUAUGAUUGUAUUAAUGACAAAAUAUCAGCAAGAUGUAUUAUCAAAAUAUGCUAUUGACAAAGUUUGUAUAGACAGCACUCAUGGGACUACAGAACAUGACUUCCAACUCACUACAAUGCUUACCAUUGAUGAAUUUGGAGCUGGAUGUCCAGUGGCUUUCUGUAUCAGCAACAGAAUUGAUUGUGUAGCUAUUUCUCAGUUUUUUAAAUCUGUAAAGGGAAAAAUGGGUCUUAUUCCUGCCAAAAUAUUGAUGUCUGAUGAUGCUCCGACAUAUAUCAACUCCUGGACAAAGAUAAUGGGCAAGCCUCAACACCAUUUAAUUUGCAACUGGCAUAUUGAUAGAAGCUGGAGAAACAACCUAAAUAAAAUACCAGACCCAAUGAAGCAGUCUGAAGUAAAUAAAGCUUGCCGCACACUCAUGGAAAUUUUGGAUAUUGAAAAAUUUCACGAGUCUUUAGAAAGUUUUCUGGCAAUGUGUAAUGAUGAUAUUGACACUCAUAAUUUUGGCGCUUUCUUCGAAAAACACUAUGCUCAUCGACCUGAGCAGUGGGCAUUUUGCUAUCGAAAAUAUCUCGCCUUAAAUACAAAUAUGUUUUUAGAAGCCAUGCACAAAAAACUUUAAUAUUGUUAUAUGCAUGGAAACCAGAACAGGAGAGUCGAUAAAUGUAUUAGCUUUCUAAUGCGGUUUUCAAGAGAUAUGAUGUUUGAACGAAUCAUUCGCAUGGCAAAAAAUAAACCUACAUUCCGAAUGGAGCAAAUUGCCACAGUCAUCAUCGAAGCACCAACAUUGAAGACAGCAAGAUAAAAAUAAUUGACGAGAAAAAAUGGCUUGGUCAUCUUCUGGGCCAAAAUUAUACUCUGUGUCGAUUAAUGACCAAAUAAGUUGUAUGGGCUGCCCUGUCAUGCCCUGAAUGAAAAGUAUGUGUUCAUUAUUACACAUGUACAUGCAUCGAUUUUAAAAUUAAGGGGAACUUUUGCAAGUGUUCGAUCGCGGAACGAUAUAAUAUAUAUAAUCUCCUCGGAACACCCCAGGUGUGGAAAAAA